Messenger RNA from Malaya genurostris, 981 nucleotides. RefSeq lists its product as uncharacterized. The transcript is spliced from 2 exons. Bases 104 to 931 code for a protein of 275 amino acids. NCBI's taxonomy places the organism in Eukaryota, Metazoa, Arthropoda, Insecta, Diptera, Culicidae. The record is from RefSeq and is a predicted model, not a curated record.
UUAAUUGAUAUAAAAACAGAAUCAAUCAAUUAGCGAUGUUGUAAUUAGCAUCGAACAACGCAGCUACUGAUUCCAAACCGAGCAGACGUAAUUCGGUUGUCGUAUGCAGAACACCUUGGAACACAUCAUGAAACCUAUCGUUAUACUCAUUUUCGCGCUAAGUGUCACAGCGGCUCAACGAGAGGACUCCCUGCGAGUUCUUGACAGCCUACGGCAACUUCAGCCAGCCUAUCGGGACUUACAGAACUUCGUCGUUUCUGCCGUGGCAAAUGCUAAACUCAACAGUACAGCUGCAAUUUACGAUUUCCACAAUGAAAUUUUCGAAGCUAAGGAUAAUUUUCUGCGUUCAGCCAUCAAUUUGGAAUCCAAUACUCUUCGUCACAUCAACGGGCAAACUUCAGACAUCGAUGGUAGCUGUUUGGAAUUCCUGCGUAGUAGCGUCGAUGUGAACAUUAAUAUAGCCGGUGUUGCCUUCACCAAAUGCAUUGACGCGGUAGAUGCGCGGUUGAAUGCAGAAUUGGACCAAGUCUACGAGGACUUGCUAUUCAAUGAGUCAACGUUUGUAAACACCAGUAUUUACAGUGUAUUUCGAGGACAAAAUAUUUUCGUAAAUCCACAAAACAUUAUCGAAUUAUUGCAAUCUAAUCUACUGCAGCUGCAACAAACUCCCGACAACCUGGUGGCUGAAUUGGCUCUGGUGGUCGAUGGAUUUCGAGCUCGCCUGGAUGUGAUACGUGGUAACUACCGUCAGUGUCUAACAGUUAGCGAUCAAAUUCUGCAGACCACAACCAACACAGUCCUGAUCCAGCUGCAGCAGAUUUGCUUGGGUGCACUAAUACCAAAUGACACCCCCGAGGAAACCGAAACGCCACUAGCGCCACCAUCUGUCCAACCGACCGAAAAUUAUUGGAAUUUUGUUGAAAGUCAUUAAUUUGUAGGAAUUGUUUCAUCCUAAAUCGAAUAUAAAUGUUUCAUUCAUUA